GUAGUAUUCACUCAGCACCUCUGCUGCCGCGGAACUUCGUAUUAUCCGCAUGCGCAGUGGGAGCUGAGAGCGAGUUCCGUGGCUUAGUGUACUGUACUGUUAUUUUUUUCCACAUUCAGCAUCUUUAAGAAAGUACAUAAGUAAAGUAGAAAAAACACUUAAAUACAACCAGGGGCAACAGCCCGGCAGCUAGUAUCACGAGCCGCUUAUGGAGGAUAUUAGGCCUUUCUGUCGAAAUGCCGGAGAGCUUUGGUUUUCGUCUACUGGUGUACUAACAACCCAUCAGCAUUCAGACGGCUGAGCUGGAGCUUGCUUUUUUUCUUUUAGUUAUGUUGACAACUUGUGCUUUCUGGCAGGUAGUGAUUAAUGAUGCUAAACAUUGUCUGUCGUUGACCAAACAAGGUUUUGGAGGAUUUUCUUUUCAUAGGCUAUUUUGUAACUUUUUAAAAUGGGGAACACUUUUUAACUUCCACGCUUUAACUUGCGGAGGUAGCAACUUUUUUGUUGUUUGCAAUGAGCAAGUGCUAUAUUUAGAUAUUUCAGACUUUAAAAUAUUUUAAGCAAUGGCAAAUUCUCAGAAUGGCAAAAACGCAGGAGGUCGUAAAGGUCGAAUUUUGGGUUUCAUUGAUGCUAUACAGGAUGCAGUAGGACCACCAAAACAAGCAGCUGCAGACCGAAGGACUGUGGAAAAGACAUGGAAACUCAUGGACAAAGUGGUUAGGCUAUGCCAAAAUCCCAAACUUUUGCUGAAAAAUAGCCCACCCUACAUUUUGGAUAUUUUGCCUGAUACUUACCAGCACUUGCGUCUCAUAUUAGGAAAAUAUGAAGAAAAUCAAAAAAUAAUUCAGCUCAGUGAGAAUGAGUACUUCAAAAUUUACAUUGACAACCUGAUGAAGAAAUCUAAACGUGCUAUUAGAUUGUUCAAAGAGGGCAAAGAAAGGAUGUAUGAGGAGCAAUCCCAGGAAAGGCGAAAUCUCACUAAGCUGUCUCUGAUCUUCAGUCACAUGCUGGCAGAAAUCAAAGCUGUUUUCCAUAAUGGAGAGUUUCAUGGUGACACUUUUCGAAUAACAAAAGCAGAUGCUGCAGAAUAUUGGAGGAAGUAUUUUGGAGAAAAAACUAUAGUGCCAUGGAAAAUCUUUCGACAGUGCCUUCAGGAGGUCCAUCCAAUCAGCUCUGGAUUGGAAGCAAUGGCUCUUAAAUCAACAGUCGAUUUAACAUGCAAUGAUUAUAUUUCUGUGUUUGAGUUUGAUAUCUUCACUAGAUUGUUUCAGCCUUGGAGCUCAAUAUUAAGGAACUGGAAUUUCCUGGCUGUGACUCACCCAGGUUAUAUGGCAUUCCUAACAUACGAUGAGGUUAAAGCUCGGCUACAGAAGUAUAUCAACAAGCCGGGGAGCUACAUCUUCAGAUUAAGUUGCACUCGACUUGGCCAAUGGGCAAUCGGCUAUGUAACCGGUGAUGGCAACAUUCUGCAGACUAUUCCCCACAAUAAACCCCUUUUUCAAGCUCUUAUUGAUGGCUGUCGAGAAGGAUUUUACUUGUACCCUGAUGGAAGAAGUUAUAAUCCUGAUCUGACUGGACUCUGUGAACCUGUACCACAUGACCACAUAAAAGUUACACAGGAACAGUAUGAAUUGUACUGUGAAAUGGGAUCCACAUUUCAGCUGUGUAAAAUAUGUGCAGAGAAUGACAAGGAUGUCAAGAUAGAACCAUGUGGUCAUUUGAUGUGCACUUUCUGUCUUGCAGCAUGGCAGGAUUCUGAGGGCCAGGGCUGUCCCUUUUGUCGCUGUGAAAUUAAAGGUACGGAGCCCAUUAUUGUGGAUCCAUUUGACCCUCGUGAUGAAGGACCAAAAUUUAGCAGUAUGUGUGAUAGUUUCAGUAUUCCGGUCUUAGACUUUGAUGAUGAUGAUGAUGGUAGAGAAGACUCCUUAGUCAUGAAUAGGUUGGCCUCCAUUAGAAAGUGUGAAAGACAGAGCUCUCCAAUGGCAUCUCCAAACUCCUCACCCAUUGCCCAGAGAAGAAAGCUGGUUCCAGAUCAUCUGCAAAUACAACAUCUAAGCCUUCCUCCAGUUCCUCCUCGACUAGAUUUAAUUCAGAAAGGAGGGGUUCGGUCACCCUGUGCAAGUCCAACUGGUUCGCCAAAGUCAUCUCCUUGUAUGGUAAGAAAACAAGAUAAACCACUUCCAGCAUUACCACCUCCACAGAGAGAUCCUCCACCACCACCACCAGAGAGGCUGCCUCCUGUUCCACCAGAAAAUAGGACAGGUAGACUUCUAAACGUACCAGAAAAUGCUGCUGCUAGGGAUCAACCAGUACAUUCUGAAAUACGGUGUCCCAAGGAUUCUCAUGGUGCUAACUUUCAAGAAGACUGUAGGCCAAGUUGUGAACGAUCCUCCAAGAAUGCAAACACAAUGCCAUCUCUUUCAAGUGUAAAACAGAACUGGUUAGGUUCAGAUCUCAGUUUUGUAAGGAAGGAACAGAAGUAUAAUGAUUCACUCUCAGACAGCAGCAAGGUUUCUUCCAAUGGCUGUUUAGGAAAUGAAGAAUAUGACAUCCCUCCACGACACUCCCCAGCUGCCUCAGUUGGUAAUUUGCUGUCUAGCAUGAAAUUGUGUGAAAAUGGACAAUAUUUAACAGAUGGAACAUGCAGAAGCACAUCAGAAACGAUGAAAAGAGAGACUGGUGAAUUAUAUGACAUGCCCAGCACAUUAGCACCUUUGCUACCUGCUCGCCCUGUUACACGAGACCAGAAGCAUGGACCACCUCUCAACAGGACACCUUCUGAUUAUGAUCUUCUGGUGCCACCACAAGGUAUCCAAUUCCUUAAUUUUACUGUUGAAUUCAUGCACUCUACUGACAUUGGGGACAUGUUAACUGUUUUUUUCUGCAUUUCAGAUAUGUUUGUUGAAGCAUUAACUGUUUCAGCUCCACUGCCACCAGCCCGAAGAUUAACCGGAGACAGUGCAAAACCUAACAGAAUAUCCCAAGAAUAUGAUCAGUUGCCAUCCACCUCGGAUAAUUCCCAGGCACCUGCCAGGCCACCCAAACCAUUUCCCCGUAGGACUGCACCAGAAGUACAUCAUAGGAAAAGCCAUAGUUCUGAAACAUCUUCAGAAAAUUUAGAUGCCAAAAUUGCAAAACUGAUGGGUGAAGGUUAUUCUUUUGAUGAUGUAAAGAGAGCACUUACUAUUGCAAACAAUAACGUUGAUGUGGCUCGCAGCAUUUUACGAGAAUUUGCCUGUUUUCCUUUGGUGACACCACGACCACUUCCAUAACAGCACCAGCUGCCAAGAUUUGUAUUUGUAUGAUCUGUUUGGUAGCAUUUGAAAGGAAUGUCUUACUUUGGGUUGUUCUGGAAUCUAAACCACCUGUUGCAAGCUGUCAUUAAGCAUCAUUCCUUUUGCCUAACAAAAAGAAUUGACAUGCCAUUUUUUGUUACCUUUUUUGCUAGCCAUAUUCUAGAAUCAGGGUUGAACUGAGAAGAUUGUUCACGUCUUUUGAACUUUAACCUGUGAAAUGCCUCCUGUUUACAGCUGACAAAGCAUUGCAGCCUUCAGGGUGAUGCCUAAACUGUUUUAGCUGACUGGUUAACAUGAUUACUACCUGUGUUAAUUGGUCAGAUCUACUGAAGCGUUCCCUGUAAGCCAUCUUUGCUUAUUGCACCAACUAAAACAGUUUCCUUUAAAAGCUGUUUUUCUUUUUGAAUAAUGAAAAUGCUUUAAUAUAUUUUGCAUUACAUUUUUAUCAGAUGCAAAAAAAAGCAUGUGGCCUUCACUACUGAAUCUUUUUUCUGAGAUACAUUUUGUUUAUAUAUAAAAAAAAUAAUUUCUGAAUGUAAAUUUGUUAUUUUUAUCUAAGAACUGUGUUUUUAACAAAGGUGUGUGUGUGUGGUUGGAUGUACUCAUUUUCCCCCUACGUGUAUUUGUAUUGAUGUACCAUGUUUUUUGCCCUACAUUUUUCCAUGUCUGUUUACAAAAAAAAAAAAUAAUCCAAUACUGGUUUUCUGUCCUGCUUCAACCCAUUAAGAUGAGAGAUUGAUUUUUUGUUUAUCCAUUUAGAAUGGUUUUCAGAAAGAUGGCCAGGAUUAUAGCCAGUUAUACUUCUCUCUGUCUCUGAGGGAGAGUAUCAAACAAAAAUAACCAUGUUGCAGAUUGUAAUUCCUUAAGAAAUGCCAUAUUUUUUAUUUAGAUUAUAUUUCCUUCAUAAAAGAGUAAUUUGUUCAGUAUGUGCGAGUCAGUGAUAUGUUGUAAAAUUGUGUAGUACACCAAGUGCAUUUUGUUCUGUGUCACAUUCUGGCUUAUUGCAUAGUGCUUUUCGUUUUUUUUUUUUUUUUUUUUUUUGAGUUUUGAUUGGAUCUCUUACCAAGAACAGUGUCAAUACAUGAGCCUUAAGAUAUCACAUCUGUACUAAUCAGUCUUCAGUUUAAGCCUCUGUAGCUGUAUAUUUUACAGGAGUCUAACAGUGUAGUGGUGAAGUAGGCAAAGCCAAUCCUAGGGAUGUGCUGUCUGAACAGAGCACACAUUAGACAAAAGAGGUGUCGUCAUAGUAAAUGUGAUCCCCUUAAACUCUGUGUCAUUUCUGGAGUUAUUUCUUGAUUUUAGUGUGGUUGGGUGAAAUUUACGUUUUUGUAUUUUACCCAAACUCAGCAUUUUUGUUAUUUGAAAGGUUCAGAAUGUUAUAUAAUGUGACUUAUGCAUGAGUUCAGAAACCUCAUAAGUAAGAAAAAACAAGUUUGACUACACUUGCCAAGAGUCUCAGUCCUGCUAUCUCAUAAAAGUGUGCCAUUUCAUUUGGUUGUGGUUUUGUUCUUUUUUUUUUUUUUUUUUUUAAUAGAAAAGAAUCUGAUGCCGGCAGAUAGUUUGCAUAUUUUAAGUUUCCCUGCUUAAAAUUUUCCCCACAUCCACUGAGGAGUUUGAAAGGAGUUUGAAAAAGUAACUCCAUCACUGCAUAAGAUGGCAGAUACAUUAUGUGGUGGUGUUUUUUUUCCAAAAGGCUGUGCUGGAUGUAGCCUAAUUCUUUUGUAGCUUUCGGUGUGCACGCCAUUGUACAUUUUCACUAAAUAAAAUUGUUUUCAGUCUCAAA
Protopterus annectens (West African lungfish) is the source of this 5079-nucleotide messenger RNA. RefSeq names its product Cbl proto-oncogene B (gene CBLB). The transcript has 18 exons. Bases 564 to 3272 code for a protein of 902 amino acids. The record is from RefSeq and is a predicted model, not a curated record. Gene Ontology annotation, biological process: negative regulation of epidermal growth factor-activated receptor activity; cell surface receptor signaling pathway. Gene Ontology annotation, molecular function: SH3 domain binding; calcium ion binding; receptor tyrosine kinase binding. Gene Ontology annotation, cellular component: plasma membrane; membrane raft. NCBI's taxonomy places the organism in Eukaryota, Metazoa, Chordata, Ceratodontiformes, Protopteridae.